This is a messenger RNA of Sycon ciliatum, 4480 nucleotides long. RefSeq names its product AT-rich interactive domain-containing protein 1A-like. Bases 238 to 3642 code for a protein of 1134 amino acids. Gene Ontology annotation, molecular function: RNA binding. The transcript has 6 exons. The record is from RefSeq and is a predicted model, not a curated record. Lineage: Eukaryota; Metazoa; Porifera; Calcarea; Leucosolenida; Sycettidae.
UACUUGUUGUAGAUCGGCUUUCUCGUGUUUUGCUCGAGAAACAAAGUUUUGGGUAGUUUGGGUGCUUCUUCUUCUCCUUGUUUAGUGACGGCAUCAGUGCUUUGAGCAGUUCUUCCAGACAGCAGUGUAGUACUGCAGAGCAAGUGCUCCUUGCAAGCUACUAGUAUUUCAUUUCUGUAGUUGCGAGGCUCAUUCACAACAGUUGUCUAUUUGUUUGCAAGUUAUACUGUUACGAAAAUGGAAGAAGACCACUCUGUGGAGAGUGGGCAGACCGAACCAACUGAUGAGCAAACCGACGAUGUAAAAGAUGAGGAAAGUCAGGAAGACAAUGAUACCCCUUCUAAGAGAGGUAUUGGUGGGCCUGGACGCGGUGGUGCAGGAAGAGGCAAAUCCAAACGUGAACAGAUCGCGCAAGGUGGAAGGAUGACAAACAGCACUGAUCCUAACAUGAAGAAAGCGAGGAUUUUUGUUGGCAACCUCGCCGUGGAGAAAAUUAAACGAACGGACCUUCAGGAGAGAUUCAGCAAGUAUGGUGAAGUCACAGGCAUCAGUGUCCACCGAAACUAUGCUUUUGUGCAAUUUGCUGAGGAGUCGGCAGCCAGUGAUGCGCUCGAUGGAGAGAACAAUGCUGAUUUUGGCGGAAGAAAGAUGAGCAUUCAAAGAGCGCAAGGCGAGACUCAAGAGAGGAGGCCAGCAGAGCGUCGCCGGAGGCGCAGCAGGUCGCGUGAGCGUGAACGCGAUAACUAUGAGUCUCAGCUACGCCGGCGCUGGGAAGAAGACCGUUAUGGGCACCGUGGUGGUGGCUCACAUGGGGAUCGAGCUGGUCGUCGUGACCCCUCACCACGGAGAGAUGAUUAUCGUCGGUAUGAGCGAUCACGAAGUCCACCACCGCCAGGUUUUGAUUAUGAGCGUGAAUCUCGUAGUCGAGAUCGCCAUGAUCCCUACUAUGAUACUACACUUGAUCGUGCACCGUCGCGUGAUCGUAGUUUCUACCCUAGUUCUGAUCAUCACAGGCCUAGGUCACCUGAUGUCCGGUCAUGGCCAGACACAGCAGCAAGGGAGCGUGCGCCAUCUCCACGUCCUGCACAAGGUCCGCUGGAUUGUGAAGUGCUCAUUACCACAGUUGACAUCAGACGUUAUGGUGAAAUGAUCGCACGGCGUGUUCGCAGCAUGGGCUUGGCUGUGGAGAUGGUUCUGCUGACUCCUGGAAUCCCACUGAUUGAUAUGUUAGAUGAUGCAUGUCGCCGCCGUCUACUCUUCUCUGUCCUGGUCACUGAGCAACAUGAGCUGCAUGGUUCAUGUACUGUACAUGUACUCAAUGGCCCAAAUAAACAAGAGCAUAAAAACAUGCCGUUGGAAGACGCUAUGGCACUUUUAUCUGGAGACCGCAAGUCUGAUGAGUAUGCGCGAGGAGGCUCUGCACCAUCGAUGUACCGCCGGUCACCCUCACCACCUCCACUUCCACGUCGCUUGCCUAUUCACUCAGAGUCACCGCAUAGUGAUGUGUUGGGUGCCUCAGCUGUUGCACCGCGCAGUAGAUAUGAUGAUGACCUGCGUACUUCUGAGGCUGCCAGUUUGGCGAGUGCAUUGUCACAGGUUAGCCGUACUGGUGUUGCUGGAGCUGAGAACCUAUCAACAGAUGAGUUGUCUACUCUGAUCAACGCAUUGCAGCGCAAGCAGCAAAGUCUGGCUGGAAGUAGUGAUGCUGUGUCUGCUGGUGUUGGUCCUACAAGAGCACCUGGAUACGAUAGAGCACCGUACUCUGGAAGAAGUCUGACUAGUGCUGCUCCUACUGAUCCUGAUCGUCCUCGCCAUGACGGUAUUGAGAGUUCAACAGCUGCCGCCGCCGCUGCUGCUGCUAUGCGCAAACGUAAAAGAUCACCAUCCCCUCCUCCUCCUUCUGCUGCUGCUACUGCAGCUGCUCGGUCACUAUCUCGCGAGCGAGGCGGAGCAGGGUAUCAGGGACAUGAGCAUCGAGACACCACUGCUGCUAAAUUUGAAUCUUUUCCCGAGUCCCGUCCUGCUGUGGCUGCUUCUCAUCGUGUUGGCGACAGGGUUGGGCGUAAAGAAGAAGCUAUGGAUUCUUCUAGUGGGCCUUCUGCUAGUUACUUUGAUGUUGGUACUGCUGUUCGUAGGCCUGCUAGUGCUGCUAGCACUUCUAGACAAGCUGAAACACAGCCUCCUUCGCGUUCGGCACCUGUCACCAGUACUCCAAGUACAAUGGCAAAUUCUUCGCGGCCAUCUCAACCUUCCUCAAGUCACCAUCCUUCAAGCACUCCAGUAGCUCAGGCUCAACGUCAGCAAAGACAAGCAUCACCAAAUGCGCCUAGUCCUUCUCACGGCCCUGCUCGCGUUCCUCCUCGUGAUCCUUCUUCUCGUGACAUUACUUCAGUUCAAGGCAACCAAACUGGUCAAAGGAAUUUUACAUCGAAUCGGAGUGGAUAUAAUGUUGAUCCUCCUUCUGCCAUGACUGCUGCUAGCAGUCAUGCUGGUAGUGGUGCUGCAGGCAACAUUUCUGCAAGUAAUACUGCUGGCGGCCGUGGAGUGGUGCAAGGCCGAUCAUCUGUACCAGCGGCAGCAGCAGCACGUGAUGUCCAGGGUCCACGCGCUCCGCCAUCUCACCAGAGUGGAUCUUCUGCGAGUUCAGCAUCCAGGUAUGUCGGUGGACCUAAUGCUGCUGCUGUGGCUCCUGCUGCUGCUUCUUCAAAUCCAGGUAGAAGCGGACAGCAGCAAUACGGCAGCAGCAGCAGCAGCAAUCGAGCAGUACCCCACAACGCUCAGCAACAACCACAAGCCCAGCAGGUACACCAGCAACGUCAGCAACAGCCGCUGGAACAUGAGCAGCGUGGCCAGUACAAUACUUCACAGUACUAUGACGGUGAGCAACAAAAGCAACCGUAUCCACGACAACCCCAGCAGCAGCAGCAAUUUCAACAACAGCAGCACCAUGCCACAGCCCGGAACACUUCCCCUCAUCGCCCAGGUAAUCAGGGUCAUUACCCACAGCAGGAGCACCGUUCACAGCAACAACAGCCACCACAGCAGCCUCAACAGCCACCACAGCAGCAUCAACAGCCACCACAGCAGCGGCAACACCAGCAGCCCCCACAGCAGCGGCAACACCAGCAACACCAGCAACCCCCACAGCAGCGGCAACACGAGCCUCCACAGCAGCGCCAACACCAGCAGCCCCCACACCAGCAGCCCCCACACCAGCAGCCUCCACACCAGCACCAACACCAGCCCGCACACCAGCAGCAGCCGCCACAGCAACGCCAACACCAGCCCCCACAGCAGCAGCAACGCCAACAGCAGCCUCCGCAGCAGCAACACCCGUCCCAGCACCAGCGGCCGCAGCACCAGCCGCAGCAGCAGCAGCACCAGCAGCAGCAUACUUCUAGCUCAUACAAUACUGCCAGUGCACCACCCGUUGUUGCUUACCCGGGUCAACGCCAGGCCGGUGGAGGUAGUGGGGCCUAUUCAGCAAGUUCAGGCUAUACUCAAGGCUCUGCUUACGGCUUGCAAGCUCAGUCGCAUGACAAGCCUGCUUCGUCACCUUUCGGCCAAAAGAACCCCAAUGUACAGAAUGCUCUUGAUAACCUCAUCAAAUCAGGACCAAACUUGCUGCGACGGACUUUCUAAAUGCAGGGACAAUUUCAUCCUGUUCUUUUGCCUACUAGCAGCGCUCGUCUUCCUUUCCAAGUAGCAGCAGCAGCAGCAGUCCAGUAUUGAGUAUGCCUAAUCUCAAUGUUGGAGUAGACCUUGGCAAUGAGAUGGAGCCCUGCUCUGAUCACCUCCAAUGGAUCCGAGUAAUAGGCUUUCUUCUUCUUCUUCCUCCUUCUCCUCCUCCUCCUCCUCUUCUUCGCCAUCUUAGUUUGUCAAUAGACUUUCAACUGCGCUUCACAAGCUUUCAUGUCUCUUUCCGUAUGAGCAUGGAGAGUAAGGCCAAUAGCAGCCGCAGCAGUUAGUGCAGCAACAAGUGCUACAGCAGCACUACGUACACGUCUACCACCACUACUACUAGCACCGCCACUACAACAACAACAACAACAACUACAGUACUUGUGCCAUGGCUUGUCUUGCUUGUAGUUCACUCACUACAUUCACCUGUUUCUUUUCGUAUUCAUUUUUAUCCACCCGUUUCUUGCUAGUGCAUGUUUAGCCUGGCUCCUUCCUUUUAUGUAGCCUCGCACUGUAGCCCAGUUUCUUCCAUCUUCGCCGUCCACCACGCCUGUGGGCAUGCCAGCACGUCGUUGUGCUCCUUUGCAGUGACUGAGGACUGGAGUGUUGUCUUGUUCAAUGUAUUGUGCCAUCACCCUUGCCUUAAUCCACCAUCAGUGGUUGUGUGCUAUUGGCAAUGAAUCCCGAGCCGGGAAGACCGCCUCUCCGUAUUGCACAGUCUGUCUGUGAAUCCUCCUCCUUCAGCCAAUGUUCACUCAGGUCUGUUACUUCAUGCUCACACCUUUGUGGUGCACCACUA